AUGAUGAUCUAUUCUCGAGCAAGGCAAAGUUUCAGAGCGAGUAUCGAAUAUAAAGUAUUAACGCUCGAAUUAAGUGCAGGGCUUUGCUCUAUAAUAAAACUCAUCGGCUACGUGGAAGAUGACGACGACGACGACAACGACAACGAUGAUGUUGGAGAGGACUCUACGAAGGAAGAAGUCAGCAGGCUGGGAGGUCGGCUGAGCGAGGCGGUGGGUCCCGUCGUGGAGGAGGCCAUCGAGCCAGGGGAUGCGACCCCGCUGACGGGACCCUCGAGGGAGUCCUCGAUUCCUCGAGCACCCCCGCCCCCACCGCCACGCGUUACGACACAGAGUCCACCGAGACCUCCGCCCACUACGUCCGACCAAUCCCACGAUUCCCAGGCCCAAAAUCCAGAUAAUCAACGUAAUACGAAUCCUGCUGGACAACAGCAACAACAAAAUAUUCAAAGUAAUCCACACAAUCCGGGUAAUCAUAACUCCGGCAAUUCAAACGAUUCCAACGAGGAAACGAGCAAUCCCGGAACCACCACUCAUCAAAUUACUCAGACCACUCAAACUCAGCCUCAGCAGCAACAACAACAACAGCAAGAACAACAACGAGCAGCCAUGGGUACUGUUUUGUCAUUCAGUCCAAGGGAUCGACGUGGCUCCGUCUAUCCCCCAACCACCCAUCAACAUCCAACCGAUUUCACUUUGAACAACUUCAAUUACGAGCAAUUGAACAAUGCGAAAAAUCGAGAGAAUAAGAGUGCCGUGGCUACGGUGGCGCCGGCGCCUCCAACGAGUCAUCCACCGUCGAACAAUAAUUCAUUGCAAAACAAUAAUAUUAAUCUGAACAAUAACGACAAUGCGAGAAUUAUCUCGGAGAAGAAUGCACUCGAGAAGAAUCUAAAGAAACACUCGCUAUUCAUCAAUGCUCUAUCGUGGAAACGAUUCAGUACGGCGAACAAUAAUAAGAAGAAGCUCGAUAAUAAGAAUAAAAAUAUCGCUUUUAGACAACCACUCGAUAACAUUCCCAUCGUCGAUAAGAAUAAGAAUAUACAAACACCCCAGACGAAAGCCCCGGCGUCUAACAACAAUCAUACUACGCACAAUCCUACGUGCGAGAAAUUGGUCCAGAAACCAUUGCCACCUGGACCAAGGAAAACCGUCAUCCAAGCAUCUACGUCGGAACUUUUAAAAUGUCUCGGCGUCUUCCUACACAGGAAAUGCACGCGAUUAAGGGACUUCCAAGCUGGUGACGCAGUAAUGUGGCUUAGAACAGUCGAUAGGAGUCUCCUGCUUCAGGGUUGGCAGGACGUAGCAUUUAUCAACCCAGCCAACGUAGUGUUCGUCUAUAUGCUUGUAAGAGAACUAGUCGAUGGAGACGAAGCUUCCGAGAGGGAACUUCGUGCAACCGUGUUAACGUGCCUCUAUUUGAGCUACAGUUACAUGGGCAAUGAGAUUAGUUAUCCUUUGAAGCCGUUCCUCGUCGAGGAUAGCAAGGAUAAGUUUUGGGAUAGGUGUCUGUUGAUCGUCAAUCGAUUGAGCUCCGAAAUGCUUGCGGAGCCGACGAGCGUGGCAGCCUAUCUGGAAGUGGCCUCGAACGGAGUCUCGUCGUCUCCGGAGUCGCGGUACCCACCAAGGCGGCUUGACGGAGCUAUACACACUUGUGGGUGCGCAUCUACCCGCACGGCUGCGACGUUACGACGCUCUGACGACGGUCGGCACGACGACGAGGAGCUGCGAUCGCAGCUUGACCCCUCCGCAUCGACCUCGGCCUCAGCCUCGACGUCGACGUUGCAACGCCAGCAAGAAAUUCAGCAACACCAACAGCAACAGCAGCAGCACCAACAACAACAACAACAACAACAACAACAGCAGCAGCAGCAGCAGCAGCCGCAAAAACAACAUCCGAUUCAUCAGGACAUUAUAAUCCAAGGUGGUCGUUGUCCAUCGUGCGGUCAACGACGAAAAGAGGAGAUUGUUUAUACGAUCGAAGAUUUAGAUGCGAUCGAAGCACCGCCAUUGGAGUCAACGAGAACACCGCCGCCAUCGGCAAGUCGAACCUGCAGCUGCGAAGUCUCCUCGUCGGUUGUCGAUGUAUCCAUUGACGAUGGGGAUCGAGUCGAACUUCGUAAAUAUCGUAGCGUCGAGGCAAGAUGGGCCAACACAAGUUUCCUCUCACCGGACGACGCGAUCUGGGACUUAAAGAAACAUGCGAGUGAGGGUACUGAGUUCCGUUGGGCUCUUCAUACUUCUAGCACAGACGUUGACUUGGCUAGAAAGACCAAGUGCAGUUGUCACAAUUUAACGCCCGAAGAGAAGAAACCACACGAUGGGGUACAACGAGGUGAUCUUCGAAAGCAUCACAGUGCUGAGACGGACAAGUGGUCGGUUAAGCCUGAUUAUUUGGCACCGCCGAUGCACGAUCUUAGAAAACACAGUAGCGACGAUACGAGGAUGGCACGUGAAGCCAGAUGGACUCUUCAGAUACCUGAGGUAUUACCUAAUCCAAAACCUAGAUGUACAUGUCCGAAGGCAAAGACGUUGCCACCUUCUCCGUCGCCCGUCGAGCCACCAAAGCUCGAGGAAGAAAAGUCGGAAGACAGGGUAGAAAAGGAAAUACCAAAAGAAAAGGAACAACCUGAAAGAAGGAUGGUUUAUUCGAAAUCCCUGACACCGGAAGAGGAACCAGUCGCGCCGUCACAUGAGAGACCCGAACUGAAGAAACAUGCCAGCGAAGGAUCCAGAUUAACUAAACAGGAGAAAGUAAAGGAACGGCCGAAGUUGGUACGUUCUGCCCAUCAAACCAAAAGUAUACUCAGUAUAACUGGUAUGUCGAAGAAAUGGGAACAAAAGGAAACUGUUGCGAGCCCAACCGAGGAUAUUAGAAAGCCUCGUGCUAAGUGGGCAAUGAAGACACAUUUUUCGUUGCCAGCCGAAAAGAAAGAAUCGAGAUGGUCGAGAGGUGAUUCAGCUGAUUCAGGUAAAAGUAAGAGUUUAAGAGAAAGACCAAGGUAUAGUAUCCGUAGGAGUAUGUCGCCUGAUCCGGAUCCAAGGCAAAUGACAAGACUGGAGAAUAGGAUCGUACGACGUUUAAUAUCGCCAGAGAUAACGGUGGCGAAUGCCAAAUGGGCACCGUACGAGGACGCUUCGCCAUUGCCAAAUGUUGGGGUUAAAAAGCGCGAGCAAAAGCACAUCAGCGAGAUCAAAUGGACACCGUACGAUGGUUCGCCUAGUGAUGCCAGUGGUGGACCAAUCCGAGGACCUACCAUCGAGUCCGAGGAACCAAAAGAUUGGUCUCCCUUUCACAACGUUACACCGACUCAUUGUCCACCUAUGGCAACUACGCAAACUCGUACAGAGGAAGAAGACUUUCGUUGGCGUUUUCUCAACCAGGUAUCGCCCUUCCCAAUUUAUCAGGGUGCCUGGAAGGACGAAUCACCUGAGAAAACACCGAUUAAGAGAGCACCCAGUCCGAUCGAGUCUUCGCCUGUUUGGUCACCCCAGGUACCAACCACACCGGUUAAAAGACAGAGAUCGCAACAGCAACAAUUGUCGGUACAAACAUAUUCCCCGGCUCAACAAAGGAAAAGCAUCGUGAAGGAACGCCGUGGGGCAUCCAAAAAGAAAGCCGCUCUUCGUGCCAGAUCGGAAAGUGGUUAUCAAUUGGAAGAAAGAUUAGCACUGCCGCAACACACGAUAGUUCGUGCCUCGAGCGAAGAGCCAAAAGGUAGACAGAGACCACAGUUGCUAAGAUCAAAAGCCCUUCUCGAAGUUCCAACUACGAUGGACCCUAGCAAAAGGUCAUUAAGCGAGGAGGUACCUCGUAUGCGAUCUCGUGAGUUAGCUCGUGGACCUUAUAGAGCUCGAAGCGAAGAGGUGCCUAAGUACAAAGAUCCUUGGUUCGCCAAUGAGGACGGCGAGGCCACCGAACUUCGGCAAUACGUCACGACGGUCUAACUCUCGAUUCGUUAUCGACGAGAAGCAUUUCUUUCAUUUAUCUCAUUACUCCCAUAUCUCAAUUCCUCAUCGUAUUUUUUUUUUGUUUUUUUUUUUUUUUUUUUUUUUUUUUUUUAAUCAAACAAAUAUUUCAUUAAUCUUAAUUUAUCAUAUCCUUAUCGUAUUAAACGCAAUCCAUUUCCAUUCGCCUUUCUUCACCGAUAAAGAUUCUACGAUGAGAAUCCUGUGAUAUUUGGAGGAUGGAAAAAUAUUCUCUCUUCUUUUUCCGAUUUAUUUCUUUAUUUUUAUUUUAUUUUCUUCUUUUUAUAUAUUAUAUAUAUAUAUAUAUAUAUUUUUUUUUUUUUUAACGCAACGUACAAUACCGGCAAACGGACGGCAAUGAAAAGAAACUUCAACAAAAGGGACCUUCGAAAUAGGCAUUUUAAACUUCGUUGGCCUACAUGGAGAGGGAUUACGAUCGAGAAAAGAAAUAAAAAAAAAAAAGAUGAAGAAAAAAGAAAGAAAGAAAGAAAGAGAAGAAAGAAAAGAAGAAAAACCCAAUAGGAAAAUCAGGAAGAGAUAUUUAAAAAAAGAAAAAAAAAAAAGACAAAAAAAAAAGAAAUUUACGAUUCUUUCGAUAAAAAGCUGCGUACGUCACGUUAAAAUGAGGAGAGAGGGUCAAGUAUCGACGAUACUAUCGUCUAUUAUUAUUAUAUUUUAGUCUAAUAAAAAGUGCGACACGUUUACGAAUUGAUCGGACGACGAUCGUAACGUGUAUUUCUUAAGAAAUAAGAACAUUGUCGAAAUUUUACGAUGAAAUAAAAGAAGAGAAAUAUAUUCUUUUCCGUUUCACGUUUGAUCGAGCGCGCAUCAUCAUCGAUAAAUGAUGUCAAACGACGUCGUCGUCGUCGAAUUUAGAAACCAAUAUCGCACUAUUAUUUCUACGAGGAACGAUAUUAGAAUCGUGUUAGAAGUGAUAUUAGAUAAUGACACAACAACAACUAAAAAAAGAAAACAAAAAAAAACAAAGAAAUGAAAAGAAGAAAAGAAAAGAUAAGAAAAGAUUAAGAAAAAGAAAAUGAAAAUGAAAAAGGAUGGAAAAGGAAAGAAGAGGAAAAAAAAAACAACAAAAACAAAUAACAAGAAAAAAGAUGCGAUAGUUAUUUGAACGUUUCAAGUAUAACGCUGUGAACGCGAUUAAAAAAAAAAAAAAAAAAAAAAAAAAAAAAA
Vespa crabro (European hornet) is the source of this 5154-nucleotide messenger RNA. RefSeq lists its product as uncharacterized. The transcript is spliced from 6 exons. Gene Ontology annotation, molecular function: cyclin-dependent protein serine/threonine kinase activator activity; protein kinase binding. Lineage: Eukaryota; Metazoa; Arthropoda; Insecta; Hymenoptera; Vespidae. Gene Ontology annotation, cellular component: cytoplasm; protein kinase 5 complex. Gene Ontology annotation, biological process: positive regulation of cyclin-dependent protein serine/threonine kinase activity; activation of protein kinase activity. The record is from RefSeq and is a predicted model, not a curated record. Bases 1 to 3945 code for a protein of 1314 amino acids.